Ochotona princeps (American pika) is the source of this 674-nucleotide messenger RNA. RefSeq names its product thyroid stimulating hormone subunit beta (gene TSHB). The record is from RefSeq and is a predicted model, not a curated record. NCBI's taxonomy places the organism in Eukaryota, Metazoa, Chordata, Mammalia, Lagomorpha, Ochotonidae. Gene Ontology annotation, molecular function: hormone activity. The transcript has 3 exons. The coding region runs from base 198 to 614 and encodes 138 amino acids. Gene Ontology annotation, cellular component: extracellular region; cytoplasm. Gene Ontology annotation, biological process: G protein-coupled receptor signaling pathway.
CACACCGGCAGCUCACAAAUGCCAAGUAAGGUAGGUGUCUGCAUGAGAAGGCUCUUGAUGUGAAAUGCUAUUCUAACUCCUGUUGACUUUCACCAUUUUAGUCUUCAUUCAAAAACGGCAAAUGGCAAGAGAUACUCUGCUUCAGUGGGUGCUAAACAUUUCAAUUAUGUCCCCAAUUCUUCCUUAGUGUGUGAAGCAUGACUGCUACCUUCGUGAUCUCCAUUCUUUUUGGCCUUGUGUGUGGACAGGUGAUGUCUUUUUGUGUUCCAACUGAGUAUACAAUGUACGUUGAUAGGAGAGAGUGUGCUUAUUGCCUAACCAUCAACACUACCAUCUGUGCUGGAUAUUGUAUGACACGGGAUAUCAACGGCAAGCUGUUUCUUCCCAAAUUUGCUCUCUCCCAGGACGUAUGCACAUAUGGAGACUUCAUCUAUAGGACUGUGGAAAUACCAGGGUGUCCACACCAUGUUGCUCCUUAUUUCUCUUAUCCUGUUGCUGUGAGUUGUAAGUGUGGCAGGUGUAACACCGACUAUAGUGAUUGCACACAUGACACCAUCAAGACAAACUACUGCAUCAAGCCUCAGAAGUCCUAUUUGAUGGGAUUGCCUGUCUGAUUUUAGUGAUGCAAUUUCCAAUUUGGUUCAAUGUGUUUGCCUGGGAUAAGCCAAAUAAAA